Molecule: messenger RNA, 1041 nt
Organism: Silurus meridionalis
Lineage: Eukaryota; Metazoa; Chordata; Actinopteri; Siluriformes; Siluridae
Gene: cldn11a
Product: claudin 11a
Exons: 4
Coding region: 320-979 (219 amino acids)
Biological process (GO): cell adhesion; bicellular tight junction assembly
Cellular component (GO): plasma membrane; bicellular tight junction
Molecular function (GO): structural molecule activity
Source: RefSeq, a predicted model, not a curated record
UCCAGUCCUUCAGCUCAGGAUGAAACUCUCACUGCGGAUUAUCUUCAUCACUGCUUCUGCAGAACUCUGAACAUCUCAAUACAACGUUCCAUUUUUCUGUUAUUUUUUUAUUCAUACAGACAUUUUUACUUCAUUUUUAAUUAUUUAGAAGUUUUUGGUAUAAAAUGAAGUGAAAAUUGAAUUGAAGUAUUUUUAAAACUUUUUGGAUUUAGAUGUUUUCUUGCUCAGAAGAAACUGGAGUUUUAAAUUCUUCUUGAUUAAUAUUUUUUUGUAAUUAUUCUUUCAAAUAUAUUUUUUCUUCUAUUCCUAACAGAAGUGGAUGGUGAUGGCGAGCGCAUGCCUGCAGCUGUGUGGAUUCCUGCUGGGUUUUGUUGGUUGGAUCUGUGUGAUCAUCUCCACCUCCACCAGUGACUGGGUGAUCCGCUGCAGAUACGGAAUGAACACGUGCAAGAAGAUGGACGAGCUCGAGACCAAAGGCCUGUGGGAGCAAUGCGUGAUUUCUACCGCACUUUACCACUGUUACUCCCUUAACCAGAUCCUCCAGCUGCCUGUGUACAUUCAGACAUGUCGUGCAUUGAUGAUCUCAGCAUGUAUCCUCGGGUUACCUGCUGCAGCUCUCCUGCUCUCCUCCAUGCCGUGUUUCCAUUUCGGAGAUGAUUCGGUGAAAGACAAGAACAAACGCUCAGCCAUCGGAGGAAUCCUGGUGCUUUUAGUGGCCAUAUUUUGUCUGGUGUCCACCGUCUGGUUCCCAGUUGGAGCUCAUCAGGAACACGGGCUGAUGUCGUUUGGGUUUUCUCUGUACUCAGGCUGGGUGGGCGGGGCUUUGUGUCUACUGGGUGGCUGCAUCCUCACCUGUUGCUCCAUUGACUCCGCCUCCUCAUAUCGCCAAAAUAACCGCUACUCCUACUACUCCAAACAGACUCCGCCCAUGGAUCAGACUCCACCCACCGGCAACCAUGCCAAGACUGCACACGUCUGAUAUUUUAUACUGUUGCCUCUCUCUCUCUCUCUCUCUCUCUCUCUCUCUAUUAUACUCUCUCU